GGGGGGACGGGAAGCGGAAGCCGAAGCCGAAGUCGAAGUCGUGGCGGAAGGCCUGGCGGCGACACCGACACCGCUGCUACUACUACCACCACUAGCGGCGGCUCAAGAUGUCGAUCGAAAUCGAGUCCUCCGACGUGAUCCGGCUCAUCAUGCAGUACCUGAAGGAGAACAGCCUCCACCGGGCGCUCGCCACCCUUCAGGAGGAGACCACCGUGUCCCUCAACACCGUGGACAGCAUUGAGAGCUUCGUGGCAGAUAUCAACAGCGGGCACUGGGACACGGUGCUGCAGGCAAUACAGUCUCUGAAACUGCCCGACAAGACCCUCAUUGAUCUCUAUGAACAGGUUGUGCUGGAGUUGAUCGAGCUCCGAGAACUGGGUGCUGCCAGGUCUCUUCUGAGACAAACAGAUCCCAUGAUCAUGCUGAAACAAACUCAGCCAGAGCGCUAUAUCCACCUCGAAAAUCUUCUGGCCAGAUCUUAUUUUGAUCCUCGUGAGGCAUACCCCGAUGGAAGUAGCAAAGAGAAACGGAGAGCUGCUAUCGCACAAGCUUUGGCUGGAGAAGUCAGUGUGGUACCUCCAUCUCGUCUUAUGGCAUUGUUGGGGCAGGCACUGAAGUGGCAGCAGCACCAGGGCCUGCUUCCUCCCGGUAUGACAAUUGACUUGUUCAGAGGCAAAGCAGCUGUGAAAGAUGUAGAAGAAGAAAAGUUCCCCACGCAGCUGAGCAGGCAUAUUAAGUUCGGGCAGAAGUCACAUGUGGAGUGUGCUCGAUUUUCUCCAGAUGGACAGUAUCUGGUUACUGGCUCUGUUGACGGCUUCAUUGAAGUAUGGAACUUCACUACUGGAAAGAUUAGGAAGGAUCUGAAGUACCAGGCACAAGAUAACUUCAUGAUGAUGGAUGAUGCAGUGCUGUGCAUGUGCUUCAGCAGAGAUACAGAAAUGCUGGCAACUGGAGCACAAGAUGGAAAGAUCAAGGUGUGGAAAAUCCAGAGUGGUCAGUGUCUGAGAAGAUUUGAACGAGCACACAGUAAAGGUGUUACGUGCCUCAGUUUCUCUAAAGACAGCAGCCAAAUUCUGAGUGCUUCUUUUGAUCAGACAAUCAGGAUUCAUGGUUUAAAAUCUGGGAAAACCCUGAAGGAAUUCCGUGGUCAUUCUUCCUUUGUCAAUGAAGCUACUUUUACCCAGGAUGGCCACUAUAUUAUCAGUGCAUCCUCUGACGGCACAGUGAAGGUUUGGAAUGUCAAGACAACAGAGUGUUCCAACACCUUCAAGUCUCUUGGUAGCACUGCUGGGACAGACAUUACUGUGAACAGUGUCAUUCUGCUGCCUAAAAACCCAGAACACUUCGUUGUUUGCAACAGAUCAAACACAGUCGUCAUCAUGAAUAUGCAAGGACAAAUUGUAAGAAGUUUUAGCUCUGGUAAGAGAGAAGGUGGUGACUUUGUCUGCUGUGCACUUUCACCUCGUGGUGAAUGGAUCUACUGUGUUGGUGAAGAUUUUGUGCUGUACUGCUUCAGCACAGUGACAGGCAAGCUGGAGAGAACUCUGACUGUCCAUGAAAAAGAUGUCAUUGGCAUUGCUCAUCACCCCCACCAGAACCUGAUUGCCACUUACAGUGAAGACGGCCUCCUCAAGCUCUGGAAGCCAUAGAUGGACUUUGCAGCGAGCUCUGAAGCAUGCCUGUUAGUUGCAGGUUACUAGUGUUUGUGCUUUAACACCGGUCUAAAUAUGCAGAGUGUGAUACUUACUCAAGUUUCAGUUCAGGUUUUCAGAGAACUACAUUUUUGCCUACCUAGAGUGGAUUGAUGCAUAGAUAUAGCAUCGCUUAAUUUGAUAUACUUUUAUUUUUACUAGAGUAGUUGAAGCAGCUUCGGUGACAAUGCUUUUUCUGUCUCCUGAAGUCUGUACUCCUCCUAUAAUGUUUGUAAAAGUUCUAUGAGACAGCAACUAUACACACUUCUGAGUGGUUGCUGACUUCUAGAAUACUUUCUAGAGUGCUUCUUUUUGAGUGAAAUGUGGAAUGGGGAAGUUGUCUCUUCCCCGCUGCUGAAACAGGAAUAGUUUCCUAGAGUGCAGAUGAGGAUACAGUAUCCUGAGCUUGAAGAUGGGGUCAUUUCUAGGCCAUUGGGUUUUGCUGUGUUCAGUUUUCACUAUCAGUUUUCCAAGUAUAUUGGAAAGUGGUGUCACACAGCUGCCUCAGAAUGAAACUAUCCUUCCCCAUCUGCCAGCACUUCUUACUGGAGAUUGUAAACCUGCCUAAUGUGGCAGUGAGAUACAGUUGAUUUUGUUUGGGGAUUUUUUUUGUUUUGUUUGUUUUCUUUUGUUUUACUUCAAGACUAAAAGGAGUUAUUACCGGGGCCCUCUUCCUGUAAGUGCAAAAUGUCUUCAGACCAGCUAGAACUGAAAUAGGCUCCAGGGGAUCAAUAUUUUAAAACAUGCAAAAGUUGGUUUACAUAGGCUGAGUUCCUAGUGCUGUGAUAAUGCUUUAAAUCAUUAUUUUUAAGUUUGUGGGUUUUUUUUUUUUAAUUUCAUAUGCCUGUGGACCUAGCUGAUGUUAUACUUAGGUCCCACAAGAUGGUAAAAAGAUACUUUCAGGCUCUUCAGUUUGGAGCACAUGAUUUUUUUGUUGAGAGAUUCUGACUAAUGUACACUGUUCUGAAUGUACAUCAGAAUCUUCUGAAGUCUGUGUCUUUUCUAGGAUGCAGAAAAAUGAGGCUUUUCCUGUAAUGAUGAAUCAAAUGCCUGUAGAUUUGAAUCUGCUGCACCGUGUUCUGUCCUCAUCUUGUAGAAUGCUUUCCUAUUGCAGUAAUGUUUUGAACAGUAAUAACUUGCCUUUGACUUAAUAAAUUAGUUCCACUUUAA
Messenger RNA from Corvus hawaiiensis (hawaiian crow), 2861 nucleotides. RefSeq names its product SMU1 DNA replication regulator and spliceosomal factor (gene SMU1). Bases 108 to 1649 code for a protein of 513 amino acids. The record is from RefSeq and is a predicted model, not a curated record. Gene Ontology annotation, cellular component: precatalytic spliceosome. Gene Ontology annotation, molecular function: protein binding. Gene Ontology annotation, biological process: mRNA splicing, via spliceosome. Lineage: Eukaryota; Metazoa; Chordata; Aves; Passeriformes; Corvidae. The transcript has 12 exons.